CACCCGGCGGUAGUGAGGUGUGCUGCCCAUUCCCACUGCAUGAAACCCGCAUGGACGUGAUGCCCCGCAGCUUAACAAAGCCUCGCUGAAUGUCGCAACAUUCAACAAAAACAAAAACAAAUCUCUUCAGUGGUGUCCGGCACGCGGCAAAAUUAAAUUCCCACCCUCCUCCUCCUCCUCUCCUGAUGUCAAACCAUUUUGCAUACUGACUUCCGCCCCGCUUGGCUCUCCCUCCCUAGUCUGCAUCAGCCGGCGAGCAGCUAUUAUGACAGGAUGAUACAGUAUCACACGGAGCCACGACGAGCUGAUUUAAAAACUUAAUUUGGACAGUAGGCGGAUGUCGUGUGCGGUUGAUACAGGUAGAAGGAUUUGGGGAAACGGAGGAAGACGCGAAUGUAUGUUUUGAUGCAAUGGGAUUUGCUACUUUGGUAUGAAGAGGCGGACCUAUGAGACGCUGCGAGUUCAAUAUGCUGAAGCUUUCCCCGGUGUUUGUAUACUGUACGUGGAAGUACAGAGACUAUUUUCUUCCAACUCACAGGCCUACGUAAGGAUUUAAUACAGCAGGAUAUUAUUUUGUAGCUCACGGAUAUCCACGGUAAAACAAAAAAGGCUACUACCAUUUUUUUUGUUGCCUGUUUUUGUUUUGGACAGGGAAUUCCUUUAGAUAGGCUGCAUGUGCUUUGCUCUUUGGCUGUCUGUAUUUUUGUUUUGUUUGGUAGCUAUUAUUUUUUAAAACUGAUACAUUUAGAUAUGGGGGUCUGGCUUGUAGCUCGCAGCAGGCACCCCACUGAAACAGCCUGUAAAGCCAUUAGAGGCUAGGCUAUUAGUUUUGUUUAGGGUUCUCCUUUCAAAGUACUUUGGCUUCUCGCUGGCCCACGAUGAACUAUUAUUUCGUGGGUGUUUUUCACGCUCCUGUGAGGUUUUGUGACAGCAAUGACUGCUCCAGUUUUAGCUGUUAGCCGGUAGGUUUUGCAAACUAGUCUGCUGCGUAAGUUGGUGCAUUUUCCAGGUGUCUUUUUUUUUUUCUUCUUGUGCCACCACCGUAUUUAUACUUCUGCCAAAAAAUAAAAGACUAAUUUUUUUUAUUUCUUUUUUUUUUUUUUACUGCCUUAUUGAUGUGUUUUCCAGUCUGAACGCGACAUCAUUUUUUUGUUGUUGUUGUCGGGAUUGCCGCCCCCCCGCGUGUGGUUUAAAUCCCCCACUCCCGGUCCCACGGAUACGAAUGACCAGAUUUUCACCAUCUUUUUCCACCAUGAGUUACAUCCACAAGGUACUGAAUGUAUUGCUACGUGGACUCGUCAUCUAUGCGGUACUGGGCUUGGAGUGCACUUACUCGAAUGAUCUACCCAGCCACUCGUCUGAUGCUGCAAAUGUAGCCACCACAGACCCCUGUCUUAUAGUGAUGCCGCCAUGCGUUGGCGAAGCCGACCGCUUCAGUCUGGAGGCGCUGCGGCACAUCCACAAACAGCUGGAUGACGACAAUGACGGGGGAAUAGAGGUCAAUGAGAGUGUGGAGUUUAUAAUAGAAGACAUGAAGCAGCAGCAAACCAACAAACACAGCAACCUGCACCGUGAAGACCAGCACAUCACUGUGGAGGAGCUGUGGAAGGCCUGGAAGACCUCUGAAGUCCACAACUGGACCACGGAGGACACCGUGCAGUGGCUGAAGGAGUCUGUGGAGCUGCCGCAGUAUGAGAAGAACUUCCGGGACUUCCCGGUCACAGGGAACACCUUACCACGAAUAGCGGCAAAUGAACCGUCGUUUAUGUCGAUGCAACUGAAGAUACUAGACCAACGGCAUAAACAAAAACUAAACCUAAAGGCACUAGAUGCAGUGCUUUUUGGCCCUCCUCUCCGUCCACAACAUAACUGGAUGAAAGACUUUGUCCUCAUGGUUUCCAUAGUGAUUGGUGUUGGGGGCUGCUGGUUUGCCUAUGUGCAGAACAAGUCCAGCAAGGUGCACAUCUCUCAGAUGAUGAAGGAUCUGGAGAGCCUGCAACAUGCUGAGCAAAGCCUCUUAGACCUGCAGAGCCGGCUGGAAAAGGCUCAGGAGGAGAACCGGACGGUGGCCGUGGAGAAGCAGAACCUGGAGCAGAAGAUGAGGGAUGAGAUCACCGGCGCCAAAACAGAGGCUCACAGGCUUCGAGAGCUGCGAGAGGGUGCCGAAUGCGAACUCAGCCGCCUCAAAUAUGCAGAGGAAGAGCUUGUACAGGUGCGAAAAGCUCUAAAGCGAGCAGAGAAGGAGAUGCAGUCGGAGCGGUCGGUGCCCGAAGCGCUUCAGAAGUGGCUCCAGCUCACGCACGAGGUCGAGGUUCAGUACUACAACAUCAAGAAACAGAAUGCAGAGUUUCAGCUGUGCGUCGCCAAAGAUGAGGCAGAGAAAAUAAAAAAGAAAAGAAGUUCUGUGUUUGGAACUCUUCAUGUAGCCCACAGUUCAUCGCUGGAUGAGGUGGACCACAAGAUACUAGAAGCAAAAAAAGCCCUGUCAGAGGUAACGGCAUGCCUGAGGGAGCGUCUGCAUCGCUGGCAGCAGAUCGAGAAGCUUUGCAACUUCCCUGUUGUCAAUAACUCGGGGCUGCCGAGCCUGACGGCCAGCCUCUACUCAGACCACAGCUGGGUGGUCAUGCCGCGAGUCUCGGUGCCUCCCUACCCCAUCGCAGGGGGAGUGGAUGACCUGGACGAGGACACGCCUCCCAUCAUUCCGCAGUUCCCAACGGCCACGAUGAUCCGGCCCUCGCUGACCCGCAGCAGCAGCCUGUGUCGUUCCCGCCGGAGCCUGCUAAGCUCUCCGCAGUCCUCGCUGAUGUCCGCGGACCCCGACCUACUGUCCAUGGCCAGCUCUUCCCUCUCCUAUCGCCCCGAGGCAGACGACGAACAUAUCAUGUUCAGCUCGGAUAGGAGGGGGUAUGUAGCGGUGGCCGGAACACCGCGGAAUGGUUUUACAGUUUGGACUCACAGGGAAGCGUCACAGGAGGGCAGCUCCGACACAGACUCCCUCAACUCCUCCAUGGGCCGCAAGCAGCUGCACAACACCUGCGUGCCGGGCUCAGACACCCCAUACCGCAAGAUCUCCCGCGAGGAGCUGCUGCUGUUUGGCCAGAGUCCGGAGCUUCCCGCGUCCACCCACACCAGCAGCAGCAGCAGCAGCAGUCUCAGGGACUCCACGCCUCCCCCUCUGCCUCCAACCCCGGCCACCACCCCCUCUGGUCCACCCUCCACCUCGCCUUCCCCGGCCUUGGAGCACCACCCCUUUGCACACAGAGGCUCGCCCGACCUAACCCGCAUCAUACCAGAGUCCCAAAGCGCAACCUUCUCACAGGGGAACGUAACCUCUCCGACUGGCAAGGGCAUGUACAACGGCAUCCUGGAGAAGUCCUACAGCUUCGGCCAGCUGCCCGCCAGCAUGCAGCCCAACGUGGGGCGCUACCCGUCUCUUACCUCCCUGGACUCGGAGGGACGGAGCAUGGGAAGGGAACACAAGCUCCAGAGCACCUCCUCCCAGGACUCCAGCGACAAUGGAGAGAAAAUCAAGCGCUCCUCCUCUAAAAUUAAAAGCUUAUUUAAGAAGAAGAAAUAAAACUUGCAGAAUGAGAAAUAGUGUGAGCGAGACAGAGAAAAUAAAAUGUAAAGAUUGUUUUAGCCCUAAUAUUAAAAAAUGGACAUCACUGAAAGCUAAAACAUUUCAUUUUCUCUCUUAUUUUUCAUCUUUUUGUCGUCAAAGAUGGAAUGUAGCUCAGUCUGGGUGCCUUUAAACGCCUCAGACUGGUAGCCUUAUUUUUCAAUAAUGUCAUUUUAUUUAGUCCACUUAUAGCCUCACAGGGAAACCUGAGAUGGUCAAGGAAAGGUCAAAGCUCAUGAUCGUUGUCAUCCAGGCAGCCAAAACGCGUGACCUGUUUAUUGUCUUCUAUUCAUUUUGGUUUGAGUUUCAAACCGAAAAGCCACUUUGUGUAGCUGUCUAAAGGUGCAGUCCAUAAAUGUGUUCUUAAGUACACAAGGUCCAGUGUUUCACUGUCGAUGUGUACUCCAGACUGACUAGUGCUGUUGCUGCUGAAACAGCAGUAACAGCAACACCUGAAUACCACCCAGAAAAAAGGCUCUAAGAUUUCUUACAAACAUAAUUUUGACGUUGUCUUUCUAAAGCGUUCUAACUACUUCUCUCCGUUCAAAUUAUGGAUUGCAUCUUGCAAAAGUGUUUGAGUCCUAAACUCGUGUACUUGAUUAAUUUCCUUUGAGAAACAAAAGAAUCCUGCUAAAAGUUUGUUGCACUACUGCUUUCCUGGUAUUUUGGGAAGGCGCCGCUGCUUGCGGAGUACAUAUUGAAUAAAGAUAUAGAGAUGAGAUUAAUACAUGGGCAGCGGCAGUGGAGAUGCAGUAACAUAAUGCCAGAGCCAAUAUUAUCUGAUGCAUCUUCAACGCCACUACUUAUGGAUGUCUCAAUAUAUAUAUAUAUACAUACUAUAUACACACACUUUGUUUUCACAUUAUUAUGUUCCUAUAGAUGUUUUAAAUAGAUUUAUAUCAGUGGGUGUUCUUAUGAACUGAAAGUUUAUUGAUUAUGCAGAAUCAACCCGUACGAGUCAUUUUCCCUGUAAUCUGUCCCAUAUUACUUGAUUUACUGUGUCCUGUAGCCAUACCAACGUACCAUUUCCACUUUUUUGUCUUAAAUAUCCUGUCACCUCAGUAGAAUUUGGGUGUUACUAACAGAUUUUGGCCAAAUUGUCUGUGCAAAAAAUUCUUUUUGUGGUUGGAGUGGAGUAUUCGUGCCACAUUUAAUCUUACACAAGACUGCAGCUGACUACACUGUCUUUGCUGUAUUGUUUUGAUGUGACCUGUACCAUCUGUGUUGCUCUAAGACCAGCACUUAAGGAUUAUCUGUAUUAAAAAAUUACUUGGUCCAGAUCUGAUCAAUACCCCCCCCCCCCCAUUACAUCCACUAAGCUCGAAGCAGACCCAUGCAAUAUGGCACCUUUCCCAUUCCCCACCUCAGGGCCCGCACCGAGCGCACUGAUGUCAAGAGCUUCUGCUUCACACUGUGAUUUCUGCCUUCUUCCCUUCAUCCCUGGACCUUGCUGUCACUGCUGCAAUUUAAACACGACCCUGUGUGACGACUGUGACAGAGGCGGUGAAAUGUCAGGUUGGGUGAAAGGGGGGCGUGGUGCCGUGUACGAGGUGUGUCUGGGUGACAGAAUGACGUGAGGAUCCAGAGGGCUCUGUUUUUAAAGAAAAAAUAAUAAUAUAUUGGAACUUUGUGGCAACACAGCACACAAUGAAGGAAAAAGACGACGGAACUGCAGGACGAGGAGAAGAUGAAUGUUUACGAGACAUUAGGUUUUUUGAGAACAUUUUGUGUGUGAAUAUUUGUAUACUGUAGAAGAAUUAAUAAAAAAAAAUGGAGGCAAUCGUA
This is a messenger RNA of Micropterus dolomieu (smallmouth bass), 5404 nucleotides long. It is a transcript of the gene stim2b, whose product is annotated as stromal interaction molecule 2b. Gene Ontology annotation, molecular function: calcium channel regulator activity; calcium ion binding; protein binding. The coding region runs from base 1223 to 3577 and encodes 784 amino acids. Gene Ontology annotation, cellular component: plasma membrane; endoplasmic reticulum. NCBI's taxonomy places the organism in Eukaryota, Metazoa, Chordata, Actinopteri, Centrarchiformes, Centrarchidae. The record is from RefSeq and is a predicted model, not a curated record. The transcript is spliced from 12 exons. Gene Ontology annotation, biological process: intracellular calcium ion homeostasis; store-operated calcium entry; activation of store-operated calcium channel activity.